AACCUUCCUCUCUCUAUCUCUCUCUUUCUCCCAUGGAGCCAGACCACAAAUCAAGCAAAUCGGAAGUAGCCUUCGAGUGGCCUUCGAUUAUUCGAGUUCACAAAGACGGCCGCGUCGAGAGGCUCUUUGGAACCGACGUCGUCCCGCCGUCCACCGACCCGGAAACCGGUGUUUCAUCCAAGGACAUCACCAUCCCCGUCACCGCCGCUGCCUCCACAACCACUUCCGAACCCUCCUCCCAUGUCAUCUCCGCUCGCCUCUACCUCCCAAAACUCACCGAAUCCCGAAAGCUCCCAGUCCUAAUCUACUUCCACGGUGGAGCGUUCUGCGUCUGCUCCCCGUUCAACGCGGCUUACCACAGCUACCUCAAUGCCGUUGUCGCCAAGGCCAAGGUUGUCCUUGUCUCGGUGAACUACAGGAAGGCCCCGGAGCACCCGAUACCAGCGGCUUACGAGGACUCCUGGGCUGCGAUCCAAUGGGCGGCUUCGCACUGCGACGGGGAUGGCCCGGAGGCUUGGUUGAACGAGCACGCCGAUUUUGGGAGGGUGUUCUUGUCCGGAGAAAGCGCAGGUGCCAAUAUUGCUCACAACAUGGCGAUGGCGGCCGGAAAACCCGAGCGCGGGCUAAACAUCCGGCUUCUUGGAGUUGCUCUAGUCCAUCCUUUUUUCUGGGGUUCCAAUCCAAUCGGAUCAGAAGCACUGCCUCCGAAUACAAGGGCCUAUGUGGACUGGCUUUGGCCUUUUGUCUGCCCGUCUAAGCCGGACAACGACGAACCGUGGGUCAACCCGAUGACCGAUGGAGCACCGAGCUUGGCAGGGCUGGGGUGCAGGAUGGUGCUGAUGUGCGUGGCCGAGAAGGAUAUAUUAAGAGACAGAGGGCGGUUGUACCAUGAGGUGUUGGGUCGGAGCGGGUAGACAGGCGUGGUGGAGAUCAUGGAGACGGAAGGGGAGGAUCACGCGUUUCAUCUGUAUGACAUGGGAACUGAGAAAGCUAAGGAUUUGAUCCGACGGCUAGCGGAUUUCCUCAAUCGAGACGCGCCGCCUUUGAUGUCUUAAGUAGGAAAAGUCCCUAAUUUUUGUCUAAUUCUAUGAAAAGUGUGGUGGAAUAUUAGGAGCAAGUAUGGACAGACAUCUUAGACCAUUCGCCUCUUAGGCGGAAUAGUUUUGAGUUCCAUACACCACAAUCAUCAAGUUAUGUGGUCAUAAAAUCGAAAGUUGUGAUGUACCUUUUUGAAUCUUGUUAGUUU
Molecule: messenger RNA, 1246 nt
Organism: Eucalyptus grandis
Lineage: Eukaryota; Viridiplantae; Streptophyta; Magnoliopsida; Myrtales; Myrtaceae
Product: probable carboxylesterase 2
Exons: 2
Coding region: 33-914 (293 amino acids)
Molecular function (GO): hydrolase activity
Source: RefSeq, a predicted model, not a curated record